UUCCUGUUGAGGAAGGACGUAACCGCGAGCCAGGUGUUGGCUCCCUCGCCUCUGGGCUGGGCUCAGGCGCCAAGUUUGAACGAAGCCAGCCGCCAAGAUGAGCAUCAAUGGAUCCCACCCCAGGCUCAACACCGUGGGCAUGGGGAGGAUGAUCAGAGCCGAGUCCGGCCCGGAUAUGCGCUACGAGAUGAACUCUCAUGCGAUGAUGGCGGGCGGAGGGGCAACCAGCCAUACCCAUAAAAUGUACUAUGUCCAGAAAAGUUACGGAGCGGACAUCAGCUCGGAAGGAUAUACUCAAAAUGGAACUGGUACGAUGUCCAGGCGUCAGAACACCAUUCAAGACCUUUUGCAAAAUUGUUCAGAUUGCCUCAUGCGUGCUGAACUCAUAGUACAGCCUGAGCUGAAGUAUGGGGAAGGUAUCCAGAUUAGCAGGAACCGAGAGCUGGAGGAUUGCUUUGCUCAGACAAAUGAGCACAUGGACAUCCUGGAUGGGUUGAUCAGAGAGAUGAGACAAAUGGGGCAGCCAUGUGAGCUGUACCAGAAAAGAUUGCUUCAGCUUCAAGAGCAGAUGCGUGCCCUCUAUAAAGCAAUCAGUGUACCCCGUGUCCGUAGGGCUAGUUCCAAAGGUGGGGCUUUUACCUCUCAGAGUGGAUCAGGAUGGGAUGAAUACACCAGACGUGCCACCACUGAAUGUCUGAACUGGAUGAGGCAGCAGAAGGGUGAAAUGGAGUUAGUAAAAUGGGGAUUUGAUGCUGCAGCUAUUGAACAACAAAUCGCUGACCACAGGAGAUUUCAUAAUUCCAUUGGAGAUUAUCGCUGGCACUUGGACAAAGUCAAAACUGACCUGCGUGAGAAGGCUGCUGUUCACCAGCUUGAGGAGGAAUAUGAAUAUCUACUGAGAUUCUCCUUUGAAAGAAUGGAUCAUUUGCGCCAGCUGCAAAACAUCAUCCAAGCAACCAGCAGGGAAAUCAUGUGGAUCAAUGACUGUGAGGAGGAGGAGCUUCUCUAUGAUUGGAGUGACAGGAACACCGAUAUUGCCAGGAAGCAGGAGGCCUUCUCUAAACGCAUGAGCCAGCUGGAAGUUAAGGAAAAAGAACUCAACAAGCUGAAGCAAGAAUGUGACCAGCUGGUACUCAACCAGCACCCUGCCUCAGAUAAAAUUGAGGCCUACAUGGAUACGCUGCAGACUCAAUGGAGCUGGAUCCUCCAGAUCACCAAGUGCAUUGAUGUUCAUCUUAAGGAGAAUGCAGCAUACUUUCAGUUUUUUGAGGAAGCCCAGUCAACUGAGAGCUAUUUGAAGAAUCUACAAGAUUCCAUCAGGAAGAAGUUCAUCUGUGAUAAAAAUAUGUCUCUGCAAGUUCUGUUGGAGCAGAUCAAAGAAUUAGAGAAUGAACGAGAGAAAAUUCUGGAAUACAAGAGACAGGUGCAAAAUUUGGUGAAUAAAUCUAAGAAGAUUGUGCAGCUAAAGCCACGUAACCCUGAUUACAGGAGUAAUAAGCCCAUAAUUCUCAGGGCUCUGUGUGACUACAAACAAGAUCUGAAAACAAUGCGCAAAGGAGAUGAGUGCAUUUUAAAAGACAACGGUGAACGUAGCAAGUGGCAUGUGACUGGACCAGGAGGAGUGGAUAUGCUGGUGCCAUCUGUCAGUCUCAUUAUCCCUCCCCCUAAUCCAUUAGCUGUGGAUCUGGCAACCAAGAUUGAACAAUACUAUGAUGCUAUUAUGGCUCUGUGGAAUCAACUCUACAUCAACAUGAAAAGCCUGGUGUCUUGGCAUUAUUGCUUGAUUGACAUUGAGAAGAUCAAAGUUUUGACUAUUGCUAAGCUGAAGACAAUGCGCAGAGAAGAUUACCAAAGGGUAAUAGCUGACCUGGAGAUCCAUUAUCAAGAAUUCAUCAGGAACAGCCAAGGCUCAGAGAUGUUUGGUGAUGAUGACAAAAGGAAAAUUCAAACUCAGUUCACUGAUGCCCAGAAGCACUACCAGACAUUGGUCAUCCAGCUGCCAGGUCAACAACAACAACGACCACAGCAGCAAACUCAACAAGUUGUGCAGAGUGAAGUCACUCAUUUGGGCUCGGCCAACCAAGUUCAAAUUACUGAUCGGAACCGGGAACAGGAAAAGCAGGAAGCCUGGUUGCUCAUGGAACUCCAGAAGCUUCGGCGCCAAAUUGAAAAUUGUGAACUCCGGAUGGUGCAGAAAAACCCCCUCUGCCUAGAUCAAGGGGCCUCUCACAAUUUGUCAGUCAGAAUCAACGAAUUAGAGGGUAUACAAAAUGAAUCCCAGACAAUGGCAGAUGCUCUCAACAGGCAGAAAGAUUAUCUUCCCAACUUUAGAGGCUGUGAAAAGUAUCUCUAUUUGCAGUCUGAAAUCGGUGCUUUGUUUCAGAAACUGGAAAAUAUUAAUGGUGUCUCUGCUGGUUAUUUGGAUAGCUUGAAUGCACUAAGAUUGCUACUCCAGGCAAUUCUCCAGACAGAAGAUGUGAUCCGAGUGUUUGAAGUCAGACUCACAGAAGAGGACACUCUGUCUUUGGACCCAGAUAAAGUGGAAGCUUAUCGAGCCUGCCUGAAGAAAAUGAAAUCGGAGCUUGCUAUGAAGAGGUCGAUGCUCAGUACCUUGGAGGCAGAGCUGCAGAGGGCCCUCCAGGUUCACUCACAGUCUUGCCAGACAUAUCCUCUGUACGAGUUAGAUCUUGGGAAGUACAGCGAAAAAGUUGGCCACCUAACAGACCGUUGGCAAAGGGUGGAGAAACAGAUAGAUGACAGGGCUUGGGAUUUAGAAAAACAGGUGAAGCAGUUGAGAACCUAUCGAGAUCUUUACCAGGCUCUGAAUAAAUGGAUCUGUGAUGCCAAGCGCCGGCAAGACACUAUUGAAAGCAUGAAGUUAGGAGAUGUUAGCACCGUCAUGAGAUAUUUGCAGGAACAAAAGAACUUACAUGGAGAAAUAACAGGCAAGCGAGACAGAGUGGAAGAUGUGGUCAAGAAUGCAGAGGUGUGCUCAGCUGCAAUCAAGGAUUAUGAACUCCAGGCUGCAGCUUAUAGCGCGGGACUGGAGACUUUGCUGAACAUUCCUAUCAAGCGGAGCAUGGUCCAGUCUCCUUCAGGGCUAAUUCUGCAAGAGGCUGCAGAGAUCCAAUCCAGAUACAUUGAACUUCUUACAAGAUCAGGAGAUUAUUAUAAAUUCUUGAGUGAAAUGUUGAAGAGCCUGGAAGAUUUAAAGAUGAAAAGCACCAAAAUAGAAUUAUUAGAAGAAGAGCUGAGACUGGCCAGGGAUGCCAAUUCUGAUAACAGCAAUAAGCACAAAUUCCUGGAGCAAAAUCUACAAAAGUACCAGGUGGAAAUUUCCCAGCUGAAGGCCAAACUGAUGGGUUUGGAAGAGACGAAGAGGCACGCUGAGAUGGAUGGCAGCUCUGCCAAACAAAACUUGGACAAGUGUUAUGCACAAAUAAAAGAUCUGAAUGACAGGAUAACGAGGCUCACUUAUGAGAUUGAAGAUGAGAAGAGGAAAAGGAAGUUGUUGGAAGACAGAUAUGACCAACAGAAGACUGACUUUGACCAACUGCAGAAGACAAGGCAGAAUGAGAAAGAAAGUCUUGGUUGGCAAAAAAUAGAAUCUGAGAAAGUCGUCAAGGAGAAGGAGUACGAGAUAGAAAGGUUAAGGGUUCUUCUCCAGGACGAGGGGACGCGGAAGAGGGAAUAUGAGAAUGAGCUGGCUAAGGUAAGAAACCAGUUUAAUGAGGAGAUGAGUAAUAUAAAGAACAAGUAUGAAACAGAGAUUAACAUUAAGAAGACCACCAUCCACCAGAUAGCAGUCCAAAAAGAAGAUGAUGCCAAAAACCUCCGAGCCCAGAUCGAUAGGCUUCAGCGAGAGAACAGAGAUCUGAAGGAUGAGAUUGUCAGGCUCAAUGGUGCCAUUUUAGAAACUACAGAACAACGGAGGAGAGCAGAAGAAAACAUUCUUCAGCAGAAGGCUUGUGGCUCGGAGGUGGCGCAGCAGAAGCAACAGCUGGAGUUGGAGCUGAAACAGAUCAUUCAGCUGCGCAAUGAGGACAAUGCAAGGUAUAAGCAGGCGCUAGAAGAUGCUGCUUCGACCAUCCAGGACAAAACCAAGGAGCUUGAAAGAUUAAAGAUUCAGCUGCAGGAAGAGGCUAAAAGCCGAUGGGAGCUUGAAAAUGAAUUGGCUAAGGUAAGGAACAGUUAUGAUGAGGAAAUUAUUAGUUUAAAGAACAAGUAUGAGACUGAGAUUAAUAUCACAAAGACCACAAUAAGUCAGGUGACCAUGCAAAAGGAAGAGGAAUCCAGUAAUUACAAAGCACAGCUGGACAAUGCUAUAAGAGAAAAUAGGAGUCUGUGUGAGGAAAUUAGGAGGCUGAAGAAUACCAUAAGUCAGACAACAGAGAACCUUAGACAAGUAGAAGAAAGUGCUCACCAACAAAAAGCCAUUGGCUCUGAGAUCUCGCAAAAGAAACAGCAGCUUGAAAUAGAGUUAAAACAGACUGUUCAGAAAUACACAGAGGAGACCAUGCGUUACAAGCAGUCACUUGAUGAUGCUGGAAGAACAAUUAAGGAGAAAAAUAAAGAAACUGAAAAGUUGAGAAAGUUGUUAGAAGCAGAAACAAACCAGAGGAAAUCUAUGGAAGAGGAAAAUAUUCGAUUGCAAAGAGUCCAGUACGAUUUGGAGAAAGUCAACAUCAAUGCAACUGAGACCAUCAGCAGAUUGAAAGUCCAGGAGCAGGAACUGGGACGGCUCAGAAGUGAAUAUGAGAGGCUUGCACAAGACAAAAAAGGGAAAGAUCAAGAAAGCACAAGGCUCCAGAGUACAAUAAAAGAGCUGCAGCAUCAGAAACACAAGCUGGAGGAGGAGCUUAAUAGGCAGUCUAGGACCAUAGCGGAAGAGACUUCCAAAAGGAAUAAAGUGGAAGAGGAGUUAGAAACUAUAAGAAGAUCUUUCAGAGAGCAAGCUGUUAAAAUCACAAACCUUACUCAGCAGAUAGAGGAGGUCUCAAUUGUAAAGAAAAGGAGUGAAGAUGACUUGCGGCACCAAAGAGAGGUGCUGGAUAGUCAUGUGAGAGAUAAGCAGAGGUACAUGGAGGAGAUAAGGAAGUACACUUCAGAGGUUGAAACCUUGCGUCGCCAGAUGGUCCAAGAGCAAGAGAAUUUAAAACAGGCUCAUGCGCGCAGUGAGCACUUGCAGAAGGCUGUUGAGGAUAAGAGCAAAAGCCUCAAUGAAUGCAAAAUAGAAAUCGAAAGACUUCAGUCUCUUACUGAGAACCUUACAAAAGAACACUUGAUGUUAGAGGAAGAGCUGCGAAAUCUAAGAUUGGAGUAUGAUGAUCUUAGAAGGGCCAGAAGUGAAGUGGAUGAGGAAAAAAAUGCCACAAUUAUUGAACUUAAGAGUCAACUACAAACAAGCAGCAAGCAUACUCUGGAACUUCAGGGUCUGAUAAAUGAUUUACAGAAAGAAAGGGACAAUAUGAGACAGGAAAUUGAAAAAUUCCAAAAGCAGGCUCUGGAGGCAUCACAUAGGAUUCAAGAAUCCAAAAACCAGUGUAACCAUAUUAUGCAAGAACGAGAAACUCUGCUUAUGAAAAUAAAUGCGCUGGAACAAGACAAAGCAAGGUUGCUGAGGUUAGAAGAAGAGCUGAAUCGGUCCAAAGCCACACUAGAGUCAGAAUCCCGCUUGAAACUACGGCUGGAGAAUGAGAAACAGCAGAUCCUGAAUGACUUAAAUCAAUGGAAGAGCCAAUAUUCCCGGAAGGAAGAGAUAAUUCGGAAGAUUGAGUGUGAACGAGACAAGAGUGAGAGGGAGAAGAGUGCCUUGUUGGUAGAAAUUGAGAGGCUGCAGGCAGAGAUUAAGCGGAUUGAGGAAAGGUACAAGUGCCGCUUAGAAGAGACGAGCAGAAAGAGCCAGUCAGAGAUGGAGGCUGAGCGCCUGAGAUUGCAAAGGGAAAUUGAGAAGCUGAAGCAGCGUCCGUACGUGGCCCACAGAGUCACUCAGACAGAAGAGGAUUUUGUGAUUGACCCUUCCAAAUUGCUCUUCACUGGCCUACGGAAAAAAAUAACUGCUGUCCAGCUGUACGAAUGCCAGCUGAUAGACAAAAGCACCCUGGAUAAGCUGCUGAGGGGGCAGAAGUCGGUGGAAGAAGUUGCUGCCGAUCUUGAACCCUAUCUUAAAGGAGCUGGGGCUAUAGCUGGAGUCUCCCUCAGUCCCAAGGACAAGUAUUCCCUGGUAGAGGCAAAACGAAAACAGCUCCUUACCCCAGAGAACACAGUCCUCCUUUUGGAAGCCCAGGCAGCCACUGGAGGUGUGAUUGAUCCUCACCGGAAUGAAUUUCUCAGUGUGGACAGUGCAGUUGCUAGAGACCUGAUAGAUUUUGAUGACAGGGAGCAAAUUUACACAGCUGAAAAGGCCAUCACUGGAUUUAAAGAUCCCUUCUCGGGGAAAACAGUGCCUGUGGCAGAAGCCAUCAAGAAAAAUCUGGUUGACAGGGAGACUGGGAUACGUCUCCUUGAAGCUCAGUUGGCUGCGGGAGGGAUUGUUGACCCUAUCAACAGUGUCUUCUUGCCAAAAGACACUGCUUUAUCUCGUGGGCUGAUUGAUCGAGACUUGUGCAGAUCCUUGAAUCAUCCUCAGAGUUCAAAGCACUUAAUUGAUCCAAUCACUAAGAAGGCCAUAAGUUACAUGAAGCUGAGAGAAAAAUGCAGAAUUGAACCACACACUGGUUUGCUUCUCCUUCCUGUACAGAAGAGAAGCAUGUCAUUCCAAGGCAUCAGGAAACCUAUCACUAUUACUGAAUUAGUAGACUCUGGCAUCAUUCGGGAGUCAACAGCAAAUGAUCUAGAAACUGGGGCAAUCACUGUUGAAGAGGUCACUGACCGAAUCAAAGAUUUCCUCCAGGGCUCCAGCUGCAUAGCUGGCAUUUAUAAUGAGGCCACCAGAGAGACGCUUGGCAUAUACCAGGCCAUGAAAAUAGGUUUGGUUAGACCAGGGACAGCUCUUGAGCUUCUAGAAGCCCAGGCAGCUACUGGAUUUAUUGUGGAUCCUGUUAGCAAUUCGAGGCUUCCUGUGGAAGAAGCUUACAAAAGAGGCCUAGUUGGAAUAGAAUUUAAAGAGAAAUUGUUGUCUGCUGAAAGAGCAGUCACUGGGUACAAAGAUCCAGAAACAGGAAACAUCAUCUCCUUGUUCCAAGCAAUGAACAAGGAACUCAUUGAGAAAGGCCAUGGCGUUCGCUUAUUGGAGGCCCAGAUAGCCACUGGUGGGAUCAUCGACCCUAAGGAAAGUCAUCGUUUGCCAGUCCGCACAGCAUACCAACGUGGCUUCUUCAAUGAAGAGCUGAAUAACAUACUCUCUGAUCCUAAUGAUGAUACCAAAGGGUUUUUUGACCCCAACACAGAAGAAAAUUUGACCUACCUGCAGUUGAAAGAAAGAUGCAUAACAGAUGAAGCAACUGGGCUCUGUCUCCUACCCCUGAGGGAGAAGAAGAAAGUUGUUCAGACUUCACAGAAAAAUACACUUAGGAAACGCAGGGUUGUCAUUGUAGAUCCAGACACAAACAAGGAAAUGUCCGUCCAGGAAGCAUACAAUAAAGGCCUCAUUGACUAUGAUACUUACAUGGAGCUUUCUGACCAGGAAUGUGAAUGGGAAGAAAUCACUAUUACAGGAUCAGAUGGCAGCACAAGAGUGGUGCUUGUUGAUAGAAAAACAGGUCACCAGUAUGACAUCCAAGAUGCGAUUGAUAAAGGUCUUGUUGACAAGAAAUUCUUUGACCAAUACCGUUCUGGAUCGUUAAGCCUCACUCAAUUUGCGGACAUGAUUGCUUGCAGAAAUGGUGGUGAUGAAGUUUUCAGGCAUGAGUCCAUCACUCGAUCUCCCACUGUAGUGAGUGUCAAGAGUUCCUCCGUGGUGUUAAAGAGCAGCUCUGGCUCCUUUUCCGAGUCCCUAGAAGAAACUACUCCUAUUGCAGCCAUAUUUGACACAGAAAAUUUGGAGAAGAUCUCAAUUUCAGAAGCUGUGCAACGGGGCAUAGUUGACAGCAUCACUGCCCAACGCUUGCUUGAAGCUCAGACUUGCACAGGAGGCAUAAUAUGCCCUACCACAGGCCAGCGGCUUUCACUUCAGGAUGCAGUUGCCCAAGGCAUCAUUGACCAUGAGAUGUCUACACGACUGAAGCCAGCUCAGAAAGCUUUUGCAGGGUUUGAAGGUAUCAAGGGCCGAAAGAAAAUGUCAGCUGCAGAGGCAGUGAAGGAAAAGUGGCUGCCUUAUGAGGCUGGUCAGCGCUUCCUUGAGUUCCAGUUUAUCACAGGAGGCCUCAUUGACCCUGAAGCACAAGGGAGAAUAAGUACAGAAGAAGCUAUUAGAAAAGGAUUGAUUGAUGGCCGGACUGCCCAGAGAUUACAAGACACCAGCAACUAUGGAAAGAUUUUGACCUGUCCCAAAACAAAGCUGAAGUUCUCCUACAGAGAUGCAAUGAAUCGCUCUAUGGUAGAAGACAAAACUGGGCUCAGGUUACUAGAAGCUUCUUCUGUUUCAUCCAAAGGCAUCUCCAGCCCAUAUAAUGUCUCUUCAGCACCAGGCUCGCGCUCAGGCUCGCGCUCAGGCUCACGCAGUGGUUCAAGGAGAGGAAGUUUUGACGCAAACACAAAUUCUUCAUAUUCUUAUUCCUAUACAACCAUCAGCGGCAGCUCGCUUGGGCGCUAGUAAUUAACCAGCUAGCUUGUCUGAAUUUUGUACAGGAAGCAUCUGCAGGAAUCAGUAUUCCUUUUUGUUUAAACAAAGAAACAAAAAAAGAACUGGUUGUUGGUGAUAUUAGUACUUGCUUGGGUGAAAUAGCUAAAUUGCAGAAUAAAAGCGAAAAGCAAAUGAAAAGUCCUUUCUGGAGGGGAUGCUGUGUUUCUCCAUUUUUUAAAAAUAGCUGUCUAAAUGUUUUGGGGGAAGACUUGUCAUACUAAAUGUAAGAGGCAAAUGCUGUCUUUUGGGGGGAUGUUUGCAUUCAUCUUUUCUUGUGUAUUUAGCAUUUGCUUGCAUUUCCUUCAGUUAGUCACAUGCUACCAAUAACUAUUAGCCCAGGCUUUAUGUUGUUUUUGUAUCACAGAGUGGUGGUUGUUUUUUAAAGCCACUUUUAUCAGUGUAGAUGUUGCAAUGCACAACGGUGAUGACCUGAAAAUCCUCUCCCAACAAAUGUUAUACUCAAUUGUGCAAUGUUAUUUUCUCAGAUGGUCACUCCAUGUUUAUUAAGGAAGAUUUAUUAGAAUGUGCUUUUCAUUUGCUGUGGCCAAAUGUUUCUAUUCAUUUUUGCUUGCUUGUUCUCUGUGUAACACCUUGCAGGCCUGGCUGCAUAACAUUUACUAUUCUGGCAAUAAAAGUUUAAACACGUUUGA
Rhineura floridana is the source of this 9372-nucleotide messenger RNA. It is a transcript of the gene DSP, whose product is annotated as desmoplakin. Gene Ontology annotation, biological process: wound healing; intermediate filament cytoskeleton organization; skin development. Gene Ontology annotation, cellular component: cytoplasm; cytoskeleton; plasma membrane. The transcript has 25 exons. Gene Ontology annotation, molecular function: structural molecule activity; protein binding. NCBI's taxonomy places the organism in Eukaryota, Metazoa, Chordata, Lepidosauria, Squamata, Rhineuridae. The coding region runs from base 98 to 8692 and encodes 2864 amino acids. The record is from RefSeq and is a predicted model, not a curated record.